Molecule: messenger RNA, 1005 nt
Organism: Rotaria sp. Silwood2
Lineage: Eukaryota; Metazoa; Rotifera; Eurotatoria; Philodinida; Philodinidae
Source: the annotation of a GenBank genome assembly
AUGAAACAUUCAACACUGUACAACAAACCAAAGGCAAUGCUAUCAUCUGUCUUUGUUGUAUCCUGGCUCAUCCUUGGCUUAGUUAGCUGCAGUAUCAGUGCUACAAUUCGUUCUGAUCCAACAAAUGUCGGCAUCGAUGUAGCUCUUCUUCGCGGCUACACACGUCAACAGUACACAAGAUCGGUCAUCGACUUUUGGACUCCAGAGCGAAUGGCUUCAGCGAUACCAGCCGAGCUAACCAUUACUGGAAUGCAUCCUAUGCCUGUAUCUAAUAAUAAUCAACAAAGUGGAGUCGAAAGAGUUUUAACGCCGAGUGCCUCUACGAAUGGUAUUCGCGCCUACCGACCGACAGCAGCUGGCAGAGCUUUCUUUAUGUUUGGUGAUAAGACCUACGUGUGUUCCGGUUCAGUAGUCAACGCUAAAAAUCGCGAUACAAUCGUUACAGCCGGUCAUUGUGUUGUUAAUACUACCAAUAAAGCAUAUGCAGACAAAUGGAUGUUCGUUCCUCAUUACCACUCCGGUGAUCGUCCCGUAGGUACUUUUGUUGCACGCUAUUUGGCAGUGAAAAAGCAAUAUUUAGACAAAGCCGAUAUGAGUUUUGAUGUUGCAAUUGUUACAGUGGAUGUUAACGAACAGAAUGAACAUGUUCAAGAUGUAGUAGGUGCCUUUGGUAUUUCUCUCAAUGCACCGGUACAAGCAGGAAUACAUGCGUUCGGUUUUCCAAUGAAUAUGAAUAACGGUGAGACACUGAGCAAUUGUAUUACUACGUCAAAGAAAGCAUCAAUUUUUCUGAUGUCCUCAUAUGUUGGUAUAACGAUCAAAUGUGGUAUGGGUGGAGGUGCAUCCGGUGGUCCGUGGCUUCAAAAAUACGACACUAAUACUCGGUUAGGCCAACAGGUCUCAGUGACCAGCUUCUCGCAUACACUUUCACCUGGUAACAUACAUGGUCCUCAUUUCAAUGAUGCCAAUAUCGGUUCAUUAUUUCUUGAAAAUCAAAAUAACUAA